AUGGCUACUAAGAAGCAAGCCGUCGUCUCCUCCCUCAUCUUCCGCUUCCCAAACGGCCCCACCAACCCCGAAGUCGCGCUCUUCCAACGCAGCGCCAAAGUCCGCACUUACCAACACCACCUCGCCCCAAUAGCAGGCAGCAUCGAGCCCACCGAUCCCGACGCCCUCUCCGCGGCAUGGCGCGAAUUAGCCGAGGAAACAACGCUGAGCCCGAUUACCCUCUCGCACUGGCGCACAGGGAAGCCCUUCACCUUCCGCGACGACUCUGUAGGACGCGAAUGGACCGUUCACCCAUUCGCAUUCACCCUCCGCACUGACGCCACCGCCAGAGCCAUCCACACAGACUGGGAGGCCGAAACCUGGCGGUGGUAUAACGCACAGGAGGUCCUAACCGACACGACGCUGCAGACUGUGCCGCGACUGCGCGAUACCCUCCGCCGCACGUGGUUCGAGGGCCAACUGGGCGCUCGCGCAGGAGGCGUACUCGCGUGUGGUCUGGACCGGCUAAAGACAGACCACGAGAGCGGGGCGCACGAGCUGGCCGCCGUGGCGCUGACUGUGUUCCGCGAUGUGUUGAUCGAGAUGGCGCGCGAGCGGCGCGAUCCACUGGCGGAGUGGGCGAGUAUACGCAUGACUGCGUGGCAUGUUGUGAAGAACGGUCGGGAGAGUAUGGGCGCUGCGACGUUGAAUGCGCUGUUGGCUGUCGUGGCGGAUAUGGAUGAUGUGCGGCGGGAGGGGCCGGUCGGCUCAUCGCUGCAGACGUGGGAGCGGAUCGGUGCGGUGGUGGACUUCCAUCUGCAGCGGAGGGUGGGGCACGCGGGGGGCGUGAAGGCCGCGCUGGGGGAGUAUUUCCAGGCGCUGGCGGAGGAGGACGGUGAGAAGGGGAAGAAGGAGACGUUGACGGUGCUGACUAUGUCGGCGAGUUCGACGAUCCGGGAUAGUUUGCUGGAGGCGUGGGCUGGGCUGGAUGUGCCGACGUUGGAGCUGCGCGUGCUGGAGUCGCGGCCGCUGUUUGAGGGCGCAAGUCUGGCGUCGUCGCUGAUGUCGCGGUUUAAGGUCGAGCAGCCAGCGGGGAAGACGCUGCGCGUGCGGCUGUACCCUGAUGCUGCGGCGGCGGUGGCGGCGCGCGGGGUGGACGUCGUCUUGCUUGGGGCGGAUCAGAUCUCUGCGCGGAAGGGGAUCUGUAAUAAGACGGGGUCGCUGCCGGUUGUGUUGAGUGCGAGGGAGGUCAAUCUGGCCACGCAUGUGGUUGUGCUGACCCAGGCGGAGAAGAUCAAUGGCUGUCCGGACGUGGUCAGCGACGAUGCCCCUGAGGAUAAUGGUCCGCCGGAGGUGGUGGACGCGUGGUGUCGGGCUGAUGUCAAGGGUUUGCGUGUGCUGGAGGAGGCCAUGGUGGAGAGGGACGAUAGGCUGCAGCUGGAUGUGCAUAAUGUGUACUUUGAGUGGAUCCCACUGCAUCUGGUGGAUGCGUUUGUGUGUGAGGAGGGCGUGCUGACGGAGGAGACGCUGCGGCGGAGGACGGCCGAUCUGGCUGCGUUGUAUGAUAGACUGUUUGGAGAUCUAUAG
Messenger RNA from Aspergillus candidus, 1566 nucleotides. Its product is annotated as translation initiation factor eIF-2B subunit family protein. Lineage: Eukaryota; Fungi; Ascomycota; Eurotiomycetes; Eurotiales; Aspergillaceae. The record is from RefSeq and is a predicted model, not a curated record. The coding region runs from base 1 to 1566 and encodes 521 amino acids. Gene Ontology annotation, molecular function: S-methyl-5-thioribose-1-phosphate isomerase activity. The transcript is spliced from 2 exons.